Messenger RNA from Ziziphus jujuba (common jujube), 1929 nucleotides. RefSeq names its product LOB domain-containing protein 13. The transcript is spliced from 3 exons. Bases 196 to 900 code for a protein of 234 amino acids. NCBI's taxonomy places the organism in Eukaryota, Viridiplantae, Streptophyta, Magnoliopsida, Rosales, Rhamnaceae. The record is from RefSeq and is a predicted model, not a curated record.
UGUUUUUUUCUUAUAGUAAAUAAUUAAUUGACCUACUUUCCCUACCUUGCCUUUGAAGCACUUGUUUAAUUGGGAGACUAAAUAUUUUUUAGACAUUAGUUUAAUUAAUUCCUCUUAGUUUCUUCUUCCUUUUGAGACAAAAACUCUCUUCCCUUUCUCUGCACCGGGUUUCAGCCACACAACUAGUAUGCUUGAAUGUCCAGAGACAGGGAGAGAUUAGAAGAUGAGAUAGGGAAGAAGAUAAGGGGAUCAGAGAUCAGCACUGUUUCAGCUAAUUCCCAAAUGGGGAGAAGAAUUUCAUUUGCUCCUCCUGGGACUUUGAAUACCAUAACACCAUGUGCUGCAUGUAAGCUCUUGAGAAGAAGAUGUGCUGAAGAAUGCCCUUUCUCUCCCUACUUUUCCCCUCAUGAACCCCAAAAAUUCGCAGCUGUUCACAAAGUCUUCGGCGCAAGCAAUGUUUCCAAGCUCCUAAUGGAAGUGCCGGAAAGCCAAAGGGCUGAUGCGGCGAAUAGUCUGGUAUAUGAAGCAAACUUGAGGCUGAGAGAUCCAGUGUACGGUUGCAUGGGGGUAAUAUCAGCUUUGCAACACCAACUUCAAUCUUUACAAGCGGAGCUUAAUGCAAUUAGGACCGAUAUACUCAAAUACAAAUAUAGGGAAGCUGCAACUCAUAUCGUUUCAUCUUCAUUAGUUUCUCCUGGUGUGGUCUCCAUUGCUGCACCACCACAAGCAAUCUCUCCAUCUCCUCCUCCUCCUCGUCCACCGCCACCGCCUCCUCGUCCUCCUCAUUCGGUCGUAAUCUCUUCAUCUUCAACAUCGUCGACAUCUUCUCUAUAUACACCCUCCACGACCACAACAGGUUAUAGCUCCCUUUCCAGCGAUAAUGUUCCUUAUUUUGAUUGAAUAUAUGAUGAUAGACAUUAAUCCUUAAUUUAGACCCUAGUUAGCCCCCAUUUUCUGUAUCUGAUUUAGGAAUAAUAUUUAAUCAUAUGUUUAAACCGAGUAGAAAUAUAUAAUUUAAUUUAGUGGUUUUUUUUUUUUUCUUUUUUUCCUACCCCUUUUGCUUAAGAAUUAUGAUUGAGAAGUUUUGGGGAAAGAACGGAAAAGAAAUUAACUUGGAGUUCUACAACAAUAACUCCAAUUAAUAUUCCCAAAUUUCGAGCUUUCUUUCUCUCAUUUCUUUUCCAAAGUCUUAACACAGGAACUUGAUUUACGGGUUUGAAUUUAUCUUAUUAAUUACAUAUAUAUCAGUUAUUUAUAGUUUCAUGCUCAUAUAUAUGAAACUCUCUCUAUCUGAUUCACUAUCUAUUUAUAUAGUAACCAGGCAACCACUGAGCUAGCUAGGGUUUUGUAAUUUAUGUUUUUGGUUCAUCAUUUAAUUCUUGGAAAUUUGAAUUACAAAAGACUUUGAAAUUCAAAUUAAUGCUUCGAUGUGAGUUUUCAAUAUUUCCGUUUUGAUGCGGUAAGCUUUUUCUACUAAUAAUUUCAAAAUGUAUGAUGAACUUAAUUAUAUUCUGUUAGCUAUAUAUAUGAUCGAUCUUGAAAGAUUAUCACACACGUGCACGUAAUCUGCCACGAUUGGCCGUUGCAUGUGUGGGGAAUAUGCUUUAAUUUUAAAGUCAUACAUGGUAGUUUGCACCAGGUUUAUGAUUUUUAGUUGAAUAAACCAGAAAGCUUAUUAAUUAAAGUACUUAGUUGGAGCGAAGGGAAAAGGUAUGGUGCUUGUGAUUUUAAUCUCAUGUUAAAGUUUCAAGCUUUAUGAAAGUUCAGUAUUAGUUUGAGCUUACUUUGAGUUUCUCGUAAAUUAAUCAACCAGUUUACCUGUUUAGCCUCCUUAUGUGAAGCAUUAUUAUUUCCUUUUUUUUCUUUUUUUCUUUUUUUUUUGGGUUUAAUGAGAACACUCAAAAGAAAAAGAAAAAGUCUUAGCCAUUC